AUGGAUUGGAUGCCUGAGCAUCCACCAAACUUCAUGAAGAGGAUGCGAGAGCCUUCUGAGAAGUCAAAGAAGGCCAAGAAGGAAAAACUGGGAGAAACUUCUGGGUCAAGACCUCCAGUUUAUCUGACUGACUCACCAAGUAAGUCUCUGCCUCCUUCUCGCUCUUUCAAUUUAAAGCAAAUUGCUUCUUCUCUUCCCCAAACCACUCUUAUCCACACCCAAUCUGAAACCCCACCCUCUACCACUAAACUCUCUAACACUCCAACCUCUAAUCCACUAUCUACCCCACUUCAAAAAUUCAACCUCUCCACCACUACCUUACCUGUUUCUGUAGAAGAAAUGUUGAACAAAUCCACCUCACCAUCAUCUUCUAAACCUUCAUCUCCACCCUACUACGUCCCAUCAUCAGACUCAGAACUGUCUGACCCUCAAUCCCCCACACUAGCUCAGCUUCAGGCACAUGCUCUUGCCUCUCAACCACAACCUGAACCAGAAACUAACACUCCACCACCUGAACAACAAAUUCCACCAUCCUUUGAACAACCACAAACACCACCAUCUGAACAAACCCAAAAUCCACCACCUGAACAACCAACACCACCACCCUCUGCUACCCCCACCAUACCACCCUCUGAAGACAUCACCUUCCCUACCCCUAAGACUCCCACUAACACCACCCAAACACUACCAUCUUCCCCAAAAUCUGAACCAGAUCAUACCUUUCCCACCUUAGAAGAAGCAAACGCUUUAUUUGCUGAGUCUUCAGUGGAUAAGAUCAAGUCUCUGUCUGUAAACUCCAGUAUCAGUGAUGAUCCCUCUGAAGUAAGGAUUCACUGGAACAGAGUGAUCAAAUGGAUGAACUCUGAAUCCUUCAAACUGAAAUGCCUCUCUGAACAAGUCUGCAAUGACUUCGUCAAAGAUGCUGGAGUAAGGCUACAGGAUCUCUUGGUCAGAGAGGCUGAGGAAAAGGCCAGAAGAGAAGCAGAAGAGAAAGCUCUCAUGGAAGAGGAGAAACGGGCUAGAGAAGUUGAAGAGAAGGUUGUUGUUGCUGCGGCUGUUGCUGAAGCUGAGGGAAAAGCAAAAGCCGAAGUUGAAGAAGCAGCACACAUUGCUACGAAGGGAGCUGCAAAGGCUAACGCUGAUGCUCUGACUCAGGGGGAGCAAUCUAACUCUGGUUUCUCCCCUCUGGUCCUAAAGACCUUGGAAGAACUGUAG
This is a messenger RNA of Lathyrus oleraceus (garden pea), 1215 nucleotides long. Its product is annotated as glutenin, low molecular weight subunit-like. The transcript has a single exon. Lineage: Eukaryota; Viridiplantae; Streptophyta; Magnoliopsida; Fabales; Fabaceae. The coding region runs from base 1 to 1215 and encodes 404 amino acids. The record is from RefSeq and is a predicted model, not a curated record.